UCUUCUUUAUAUUUCUAUUGGUUUUUGUUGUUCAAUUUUUUAUUUUUUUUAUGGGAGAGUUGGUCCUAGCGAUGAGAGAAGUAUAUUGGUUACCUUGUAAACUUGCGGGUGGUUUAACUUAGUUGACAAUUUCACAUGCAACACCAUUUAAUUUUCUUUGCAUCUCUUUGCACCCCAUUUUCAAUCAAGCAUUCUUGAGGAAGAGAUCACUGAUAAGUGACAAGUACAUAUUCCAAAUUUCUGGUCCUGAAUUUUUGAACAUAAAUUUACACACAAACAUAUCCCGUUCUGGCCUUAUUACUGUUUAUGGUUUUUUUAACCAAUUUCUUACAUUUUUCAAGCUGAGUUGGACACAAACUUAUCUGGUAAAGUAUUUUGCCUCUCCUGAACUUGCUAGCAAUGACCUGGAGUUUAGCAUGUUUCUCUGGAUAAUGGUCUUAUGGAAAGUCAACCUGAGAACCCAACUUGGGUUAGGUUGGGCUUGGGCUACCCCAACCUUCCUCACCUGCCCAAUGCCCUCUACAAUGAAAAACUGAGCGCAACUCUCUCUCUCUCAGUCGAAGUUCCCUCUUUGUGCUGUAGUAUCACUUUAUCCCUUCCUUUUACAGCCUCUCUUUGUUUAUAUCUGUUUUGAUUUGUACAGCGUGGUUGUUCUAAUGCUUUAGUUGUUUCAGGCCAUUAAUCAAAGUGUUGAUGAUAGGGGUGAGCUUGAUUGCAGCCAGAGGUCAGCUUGGAAUCCAUUCCAGUGAAUACUAGUAAUCAUCGUCAUCUGCAUUGCUGUGGUAAUCUCAGAUGGAUAAUAAAGGGAAAAAAGUGUUAUGGGAGUUGGAGGAUAAAGCAUCGUCCAUUUUGUCAGAGUUUAUGCUGCGAGUCACAAAGUUUGAGGAGCUUGUAUCAGUGGGAAGUAAGUUCCUUGUCGGGUUUCAUGAAGCUGUAGAGUUGCUUCACAGGCCUGCAGUACACAAGACAUCUGAAGUGGCAGAUGGUAUCAUAAAAGCUAAUGAAACUCAGAGGGUGAAAGCAUAUGUCCAAGCGGGAUGUGUAAAUGGUCAUGAUGGUGUGCAAAACAUAAGCAAGUUACGUGAUUGCCAACGAGGACUUCAAGAUUAUUUAGCUGAAGCGAAAGGUCUGCUCAAUGAACUUAAUUGCUUCAUAGAUGAUAUAGUUAUUGUAUUGCGAACUUCAAAUGAAAUUGCAUCAGACGUUUCGGGUCAUUUUGGUGAUGGGCUGGUACUUCAAGGCACAUCUCUUGAAAAGGAGGCUAUGGAAUUGCGAAGUAUCCAAAAACCUGAAGUUUCAGAUUGUGCUUCUAUAAUGGGGACUAUUUGCAGUAUGGUGAAACAAGAUUAUACAAUGCAGGAAAAGAUCAUUUGUUCUCUAAGUCUUAAGUCAUCAUCAGCAGAACUGCAGAGCUACUGCCUCAUGUGGUCUUUGCGGCCUUUCAUAAAUGAUGACAUUAUGCAUCAUGCAUGGAAAUUAAUUCCACAGUUGUAAACCCUAGUCAUGUCCAAAUUGAUCAUUUAGCAAGUUGACAAAUGAAAAUCCACAUUUUUUGACCU
Molecule: messenger RNA, 1559 nt
Organism: Telopea speciosissima
Lineage: Eukaryota; Viridiplantae; Streptophyta; Magnoliopsida; Proteales; Proteaceae
Exons: 8
Coding region: 793-1494 (233 amino acids)
Source: RefSeq, a predicted model, not a curated record